UGAACAUCUGGCUCCGAGUGAUGUACGAGCGGGAGAAAUAGGGGAGAGAAGAUACAGUGAAGAAACUUUUACCAAGAAGGAAAUCUCCUGAAGGAUUCUGCUGUCACUGUCUGGUCCAUCAAAGACUGACUACAGCUGAAGCAUGGACAGUGAAGUGGAAGCGACGAACACCAGCCUUGACAUUCCACUGAGCCCGAGGCAGCUGACCGGGUUGGGAAUGAACUGUCUUCUUGGCCAAAAGUACAGACACUCUGGGCCAGGACUCGCCUGUCCUCAGGAGUACAACCAGUGGCUGCCCUACCGCCAUGACGCCAGCCUCCUGCCCAUGAAAGAAGACCUGGCCCUCUGGCUCAACACCCUCAUUGGUGUGGAUCUCACAGCAGACAGUCUGAUGGAGAGGUUGGAUAAUGGCGUUCUGCUUUGUCAGCUCGCACAACUGCUGCAGGACAAAAUGGUCCACAACAACAAUGGCAAGCCCUUCAUGAGAAGAGUGAUCCACUGGCGAGCUGAUGCGACCUCCAGAUCAUUCUUUGCCCGAGACAACACCGCCAACUUCCUCUACUGGUGUCGAAAGACUGGCGUUGAUGAGGCUUACCUCUUUGAGUCGGAGGAUUUGGUCCUCCACAAGCAACCGCGGGAGGUGUGCCUGUGCCUGAUGGAGCUGGGAAGGAUCGCAGCCAGGUAUGGAGUGGAGCCUCCAGGGCUGGUGAAGUUGGAGAGAGAGAUCGAGCGGGAGGAGGCGGGGUGCUUAUCUCCAUCAUCCUGUCUGCCCUUCUCCUUUUUUCCUCCUACAUCAUUGUAUUCACCGUCACAAUCACCCUCGCUCCCGUCCUCCUCUCCUCCUCCUCCUCCUCCUUCUCCACCUGCGCCCCUCACUCCAAACACAACCUGUCUGUCUGAAGCCCUCGCUGCCUGCCUCGCCUCUGAUCUUCCAUCAGCCACAACAAACCCAGUGCCUACAUGUUUAUCCUCUUCUCAGUCCCCCCUCUCAGCCUCUAACCCCUGCACAACCACAGUCUCGACACAAACACCUUUGUUCUCUCCAUCCUGCACCACUAACACAUCUGCUCCAGCUCCACCGUCGGCACCCACACCGGGCCAAGCACCGCUAUCUCCUGCCAAAGUCUCCUCCAAAACAAUAAACAAACACACUCCCACAGCUACACGUCCCAUCGCCUCCCCACCUGCAGCCCCGACUCCUCGUUCCUCCAGCAAAUCCACGAGCCGGAGGAGCACGGGCGUCAACAACAUCUUGGAUGAUAUUGUGAGAAACAUCAUUGAAAAUCCUCCGUGCAGCUGUCCCACCAGGUUCCUUGUUGAGAAGCAACCGAAAGGCUGCUACCGUGUCGGGGACAAAGUUCUGUACAUACGGAUGCUGAAUGAGCGUCACGUGAUGGUGCGCGUAGGCGGAGGCUGGGAGACCUUCAUCAGUUACCUGCAGAAACACGACCCCUGCAGAGGAGGAGGAGGAGGAGGACCGCAUGGCAGAUCUGAGGUCAGGGUCUGUCGGGACAAAGCGAAGUCUCCCAGUUUGCACAUCUCCCCUGACAGCUACAUGGUGGUCGGUGCCCAUUACCGUGGCAAGAAAUAGACUCUGGAACUGCUCACCUCUGCUUCAGGCUCUGGGCAGCAGCGGUGAACAUUUCAUCAGACCAUACAAGGUUCAAACUGUACAAGGUUAAGAUGUAACAUAGAUCACGUUUAAAAGGAUAGCCGGUGUUUUCUAACAGUUGUCAGCUGAUUGUUGUUAUUAUCCGACCCACUGUAGACCCAACCUUGCAGUGAAGCUACAUGACUGCAUGUGUGCAAACAUUAGCAGUGAAAAAAAGUUGCAACAUUUUUAAUAAUAGUUUAAUCUUAAUUAAUUCUUAAUUAUUUUUUUUUUCAAACAAAACAUUUGCAGGCCACAGCUUCUUUAAUGUGAGGAUUUGAAGCAUUUCUUUGCCACACAUGACAGUAAACUGAAUAUCAAUAUACAUUCAUGAAAUUAAUCCUUGCAAUAGUUAUGUGCUGUAUAUCAUAACUUUAAAUGAUGAUGAUCAUCAUCAUCUAAUAACCUUACAAGGAAGUUUGAAGUUCAACGGGCACUAUGUAGUUUUGAAAUAAGAAGUAAGAGAUAUUUAUAGGUUUAAUGAGAUAAUAAUACAGUCUCAUAAAUAUCCAUUUGAUUUAUAUCCAUUAUAAACAAGGCACCCUCAGAGUUAGAUAAUGAAGUCUGUUAAAAACCAGAAAGGUGACUACUUAGAAGGUCAUGCAAAUAUAAACCAAUUAAAACAGUCAAUUCUGUCUUAUAGUUUCAUUUAGUCAAUCAUGACUGAUGACUUCUUCAGUUUUUCGCUCAUUCUUUUCCUCUCUCGUUCCUUUUUCCUCGAGUUUCUUCCACAAAACUGCAAUGUGCACCUUUAAGUUGUACACUUGAUCCAUUUGUACUGUUAUAGUUCAGUUAGCAAACAGACAGUUAUGCGUUUAUGUGUCAUUGUACUGUGGUUUAAAUCUGUAUGUUUGUAUUUUGGAUGUCCAAGCAGCAGACUAAGAGGUAGUUUUAAUGAUCUAUGCAUAAAACCAUGGGAUUGUUUUUUUGGUUUUAUAUUUUUUUGUAUUUCUAUUAUUUUACUGGAUAAAAAUGUUCUCUUUAGAAUGAACUCCAAAACAGAGAAAA
Acanthopagrus latus (yellowfin seabream) is the source of this 2659-nucleotide messenger RNA. RefSeq names its product growth arrest-specific 2b (gene gas2b). The transcript is spliced from 8 exons. Gene Ontology annotation, molecular function: microtubule binding; cytoskeletal adaptor activity; actin filament binding. The coding region runs from base 143 to 1591 and encodes 482 amino acids. NCBI's taxonomy places the organism in Eukaryota, Metazoa, Chordata, Actinopteri, Spariformes, Sparidae. Gene Ontology annotation, cellular component: actin filament. The record is from RefSeq and is a predicted model, not a curated record. Gene Ontology annotation, biological process: actin crosslink formation.